This is a messenger RNA of Oryzias melastigma (Indian medaka), 1564 nucleotides long. RefSeq lists its product as uncharacterized. Bases 122 to 865 code for a protein of 247 amino acids. The transcript has 4 exons. NCBI's taxonomy places the organism in Eukaryota, Metazoa, Chordata, Actinopteri, Beloniformes, Adrianichthyidae. Gene Ontology annotation, cellular component: external side of plasma membrane; membrane raft. Gene Ontology annotation, molecular function: MHC class II protein binding; protein tyrosine kinase binding. The record is from RefSeq and is a predicted model, not a curated record. Gene Ontology annotation, biological process: T cell activation; positive regulation of ERK1 and ERK2 cascade; interleukin-15-mediated signaling pathway.
GAUUCUCUUAGUGACUGUUGUGUGAAAGAUUUAACUUUACUCUGAAUCUUUUGUUCUUUUCUCUCCUGGAGGUAAAAGUGGACAAACUGAACGUCUCUAUCACAGAGUUGGAGAUGACGUCAUGUUACCUUGUAGAGAUGAAUCCUCCUCUUCUUCAUGCUCUGAUGUUAACUGGCUGUAUACGAAAGAUCCAAAUGCACAAUUUAGAACAGAAGCACAGAAUGGAAAAGUUGUCCAGAGUUCAGUUGGAGCUUCCAGACUGAGUGUGAGCAGUAACUGCUCUCUGUUCAUCAGAAACAUCACUGAUGAAGAUGCUGGUGGAUACAUCUGUCAGCUCAAGAACAAGAAUGAUGCUCAUCUGGUUCUUAAUACUUUCAGCAUUUCUUCAGAUCCACCAGAAGUUCAUCCAAGAGAAAAUGGAAGUUUCACAUUACUGUGUUCACUGAAUAGAUACGAUAAAAGAAUUCCCUGUAAAGAGAACAGCAUCAUCUGGAGGGAUGAGAGAGGAUCUCAUCUGACUGGUGAAGCUGUUUGGUUUGAGUUUAGAGGACAAACAAACUGUGUUUCUGUUCUGACUGUGAAACAUCAGAGUGGAAACAAUAAAAGAAUAACCUGCCAGUUUAUUGAGGACAACAAAGAGAAGAUAAAGGCUGUAUACAGUCUAAACUUUUCAGAUCUUUUGACAAUAGAUCUUCCUGGUCAUAACUUCAUCCUCAUGGUUGGAUCAGUGGUGAAGGUGGUGUUGAUGUUUCUGGGUUUGGUUGCUGCUCUGAUCUACAUGUACAGGAGGAGAACCAAAGAGAAUGAAGAGCAGAGAACUAGAACAAAGAGAAGAACUGUUGAUGGUGAUGAAGACGAUCUGUGAAGAACAAAUGCAGACAAAGACAAAAGACAGAAAACUGAGAAAAAGUUGUUCUUUUUUCUGCUCUUUACAUAUUUUUAUUUGAAUGAGUGCAGAUAUUUUUUUUUCUGUGUUCAUUUUUCUUUUGUCCUUUUUACAUUUUUCAGCUCCAGCAGCUUCAUUUGCUCACAUCUGGCUUCACCUGUAAACUUUAUAACCAUCCUCCUUGAUAAGCAGGAUGGAACUUUAUGGUAAACUUUAAUAAAGGUUGAAAGACAUCAGAUAAAUAUUGAUAUUUGCACUAAAAACCUUUUCUUUUCCAGCUGUUUUGUCUGGUUACAGAAACUGUAAAUAUGUGGAGUUCCUCUUUCAGGCAGCAGGUGGCAGCAAAGAGAAUUGACUCAUUCAGUCCUAAAAGAGAAGGAAGUAGAGAUGAAGACUCUGAUGAUGAAGAUGAGAGCAAUUCUUCUUUAGAAGUCAGAUAAAGAGUUUCCUCCAGUCAUAAUCCCAUCAUUGUGUGUUUCAUGUAAAAAGUAUCAAACCAAAUUAGUAUUUAUCAACUGUAUUAAAUAAACUCUCCUGAAGUACAGGAACCCAGCCUGCAUGGUCAAGUUGGCCCAUAUGGUUUCAAAGUGUGCAGAAAAUGUGGGAAUCAAUCGGGUUUUCCUGGAGUUUCUGUGUUUGUCUAGAGCAGCAAACGUUUCUGCUCAGAAACUCUAAUUA